Acinonyx jubatus (cheetah) is the source of this 3934-nucleotide messenger RNA. It is a transcript of the gene MOCOS, whose product is annotated as molybdenum cofactor sulfurase. The transcript has 15 exons. Gene Ontology annotation, molecular function: molybdenum cofactor sulfurtransferase activity; pyridoxal phosphate binding; molybdenum ion binding. The coding region runs from base 128 to 2611 and encodes 827 amino acids. NCBI's taxonomy places the organism in Eukaryota, Metazoa, Chordata, Mammalia, Carnivora, Felidae. Gene Ontology annotation, biological process: Mo-molybdopterin cofactor biosynthetic process. The record is from RefSeq and is a predicted model, not a curated record.
CCCGGCGGCCGCUACGGCACGGGCUGGCGGGCCUGGGUCAUGGCCGGCGGGGCGGCGCCGCGGGGGGCCGAGCUGCUGGCCUUCGCGCGGUUCCGCGACUCGAGCCCGCAGCCGCUCGCCUACGGCUAUGGGCCGCGCAGCCUGCGAGACAUGCGCGAGCGCGAAUUCGGCCGCCUGGCAGAUGAAGGAACAGGGACCCAGGAUGGCUAGUGGUGGAGGAGGAUUCAGUCAGGUAGUACAUUUACACAGCACUCAGAAGGUGCCAAAGGAGGGUAAAGAAUGCCCAGGGAGUCCCGCUCACUCCAGCUGCGGCCAUGGUGACGGCCCCAGGGUCAGCUCCUGCUACUCGUGUCUGGUGUGCCUUUUGACUUGUGGUCUAUAUUUUUGUAACCCUCACAGCCAGAACAUCAGCAGCAAGCUCACCCAUGACACUGUGGAGCACGUGCGCUACAGGAUUUUGGAGCACUUCCACACCUCCACAGAGGACUACAGCGUGAUUUUCACGGCAGGGAGCACGGCUGCUCUUAAACUGGUGGCAGAGGCCUUCCCGUGGGUGUCCCCGGGCCCAGAGAGCAACGGGAGUCGGUUCUGUUACCUCACCGACAGCCACACGUCCGUGGUGGGCAUGAGGAAGGUCACCACGGCCAUGAACGUCACUUCCAUCGCAGUCAGGCCGGAGGACGUGUGCGCGGCGGAGACACGGGGCACUGCUGCCAGUGACCCUGACUGCCAGCUCCUGCACCUCUUUUGUUACCCUGCUCAGAGUAACUUUUCCGGAACCAGAUACCCCCUGUCCUGGAUAGGAGAGGUCAAGGCCGGGCGGAUGUGCCCCGUGAGCGUGCCUGGGAAGUGGUUCGUGUUGCUUGACGCAGCCUCCUACGUGAGCACCUCGCCUUUGGACCUGUCGGUUCACCAGGCCGACUUUGUCCCCCUCUCCUUCUAUAAGAUCUUUGGAUUCCCCACUGGCCUGGGCGCUCUGCUGGUGAAUAAUCGUGUGGCUCCUCUGCUGAGGAAAACCUACUUUGGAGGAGGCACGGCCGCUGCGUACCUUGCAGGAGAAGACUUCUAUAUCCCAAGACAGUCGGUGGCUGAAAGGUUUGAAGAUGGCACCAUCUCGUUCCUUGACGUGAUAGCACUAAAACACGGGUUUGAUGCCCUAGAGCGCCUCACAGGUGGAAUGGAGAAUAUAAAGCAGCACACCUUUACCUUGGCUCAGUACACCUACACUGCCCUGUGUGCUCUCCGGUACCCCAAUGGAGCCCCUGCGGUGCGGAUUUACAGCGACUCUGAAUUCAGCAGUCCAGAGGUGCAGGGUCCUGUCAUCAAUUUUAAUGUUCUCGACCACAGUGGGAACAUUAUUGGUUAUUCCCAGGUGGAUAAGAUGGCCAGUCUUUACAACAUCCAUGUGCGAACUGGCUGCUUCUGUAACACUGGGGCCUGCCAGAGGCACCUGGGGAUAAGUGAUGAGAUGGUCAGGAAGCAUCUUGAGGCUGGUCACGUCUGUGGAGACGAUGUGGACCUCAUAGAUGGGCAUCCUACAGGAUCUGUGAGGAUUUCUUUUGGAUAUAUGUCUACACUUGAGGAUGCUCAGGCCUUUCUCAGGUUCAUCAUAGCAAUGCAACUGCACCAGUGUGAUGGCCAGCCUCUUCCUCAGACCACCCCUGGGGAGGUGGGAGCCCCAUCAGAGAGCGAGGCUCAGGACGCUGUGCCUGCCACCAUGGACAGAUGUAGUUCCUCACCUCGGAAAGAUGCUCCCACAGACUCUGGGGUUUCCAACGACUUGCCUACCACUGUGGCUGCAGUGGGUUUGUGCCCACCUCUGCCGAUGGCCACCAGAACCCAGCAGACCCCUUCAGAGAAAGCAGCAGGAGUCCUGGAUGGGGGCCUUGGGCCACGUGUCAUCACCAACCUUUACCUCUACCCGAUUAAAUCCUGUGCUGCAUUUGAGGUGACCAAGUGGCCUAUAGGAAGCCAAGGGCUGUUGUAUGACCGGAGCUGGAUGGUUGUGAAUCACAAUGGCGUUUGCCUGAGUCAGAAGCAGGAACCCCGGCUCUGCCUGAUCCAGCCCUUCAUUGACCUGCAGCAAAAGAUCAUGGUCAUCAAAGCCAAAGGGAUGGAGCCUAUAGCGGUGCCUCUUGAGGAAAAUGGUGAACGGACUCAGAUUUGCCAAAGCAAGGUCUGUGCGGACAGGGUAAAUACUUAUAAUUGUGGAGAAAAAAUUUCAAGCUGGUUGUCAAGAUUUUUUGGCCAUCCAUGUCAAUUGCUCAAACAAAGUUCAAACUUUCAAAGAAGUGCAAAGAAGCGGGUCAAAGAUCAAUCUGCUGGUUCAACAGCCACCCUUUCUCUGGUGAAUGAAGCACAGUAUUUGCUGAUAAAUAGACCCAGCGUUUUGGAGCUUCAGCAGCAAUUAAAUGCCAGUGAUGCGAAUGGAAAGGAGGAAUUAUUCCCGAUGAAAGAACUCAUCUCACGUUUCCGUGCCAAUAUUAUUACCAGUGGAACAAGCCCUUUUGAAGAAGAGACGUGGGAUGAGAUUUCAGUCGGUUCCUUGCGUUUCCAGAAUGCUUGUGUCUAUGGGAACAUUCUCCUCCUGGAACCUGUUGCACUUUCUUGAUGUCUGGUGCUGGUGGAGGAGGACCCAGAUGUCUAGUGGUCCCUCAGUGUCCGUGGCCACCACUCUACCUUCUUCCCACGCCCUGGCUUCCUGCCUUGCUGGCCUUUGUGGAGGAGCUUACAGUCAGAGAGGUGAAGCUGCCCCCUGCCCUCUCUCCCCAGGCUCCGGCUCCCCAAACAGUGCUGUGGGCUUGAAAAAAUGUGAGAGAGCCUUAGGCUAAAACCUACAUUCUUCCUUGGAGACAACAGGGCUCCUGAGACCUGAUCCCUCUGACCUCUCUAGCCCUCCCGUUGCCUGCCACACCAUCCGUCUCUACAUUUCCUAAACACGCCAAGCUUCCUGUCUCAGCGUGUCCCUUCUGCUUGGCGUGUUCUUCCUGCAGCCACUUCAGGGUCUCCACUCAGAUGGCACCUCCUUGGGAAGGUCAGGCUCUUAAGCAUAGCACCUGCUUAUUCCUUCAGAGCACACGAGGGUGGGGACUAGUAUGUUUUGUUCAGCUGUACCUCUAGGGCCCAGAACAGUCUUGGCCCAGAGUCAGUGCUCAAUAACCAUCGAGAGAAUGAAUGGACAGGAAAGAUAAGGAAUAGCUAGGGACAGAAGGAUGGGUCAUCUGCACAGAAUGUCCUUGGUACUUUAGUGGGGGAUGAUAUUAUCUUAAUAGUAAUAUUAUUAAUCUUGGUAUUCACCGUCUACCUUGGGGCUAUCUUGUGUCCCGGCUCUGCACUUGGAAGGAACACCACUGUGGUAUCCAGAAAAGCAGCAGGCAUUCAUUUAAAUCUUCCUGGAAGAAUGGUGGAGGUCUAGGGUUGUGGACGGCACUUAAAUUUCACGGCAUGAAGAAGUCCCAAAGAAUUUUUUUUAUCCACUUACCUCCCCAAACCUCCUCUUAUCCUGGCAGCUUUUCUUCCUUGAAAAAACAAUCUCUUCUCUCCCAGACAUUGACGCCCACAGGCCUCUCUCUGGCACCAGCCCUCCUGCUGUUCCUCCUCACCCCUGCAUCUGACUUACUCUUCUCUUCCUCAUUUCCUGUUUCUCUGUCCCUGCUGUGUCUUUAAAACACUUGCUCUUAUGUAUCCUGCCUGAUGCAGAGUAGGUAUUAAUACCUGUUGUUUGAUAAAUGGAGAGAAGGAGGAAGAAAAGGAAGAAAGGGAGAGGAGAGAGAAGGAACUAGAAUGAGCUUAUUGUCGCUGUCAGACAAUUCUGACACUGUUGUCACUUGGCAACAAUAGCAUCUGCAGUUUGUCAGCUACCUGGGGCCAUAAAUACAAGGAAGAUUCUUUAAGAAAUUUUUCUGAGAUGUUCUGCUCUCCUUCAUUUUUAUUA